This is a messenger RNA of Gadus chalcogrammus (walleye pollock), 1320 nucleotides long. It is a transcript of the gene kctd16b, whose product is annotated as potassium channel tetramerization domain containing 16b. Gene Ontology annotation, biological process: regulation of G protein-coupled receptor signaling pathway; protein homooligomerization. Gene Ontology annotation, cellular component: presynaptic membrane; postsynaptic membrane. Lineage: Eukaryota; Metazoa; Chordata; Actinopteri; Gadiformes; Gadidae. The record is from RefSeq and is a predicted model, not a curated record. Gene Ontology annotation, molecular function: protein binding. Bases 1 to 1320 code for a protein of 439 amino acids. The transcript has 2 exons.
AUGACGGAGACCAUGGCGCUGAGUGGGAGCUGUAGGACUAACGCAAAGGAACCGGGCUCGGGGCAGAACAGUUUCCCAGAUGUGGUGGAGCUAAACGUGGGGGGGCAGGUGUACUACACCCGUCACUCCACCCUGGUCAGCAACCCCACCUCUCUGCUGGGUAGGAUCUUCUCCUCCAAGAAGGACGCAGCCCACGACCUGGCCCGGGACCCCAAGGGCCGCUACUUCAUCGACAGGGACGGAUUCCUGUUCCGCUAUGUGCUGGACUACCUCCGGGACAGACAGGUGGUCCUCCCCGACCACUUCCCCGAAAAGGGACGGCUGAGGAAGGAGGCCGAGUACUUUCUGCUGCCCGAUCUGGUCAAAAUCUUGACCCCAGAGGAUCUCAAGCCCUGCAGCCCGGAUGAUUACUUCCACAGUGAUAAUGAGGACGGAUCCCAGGGCAGCGACCAGCGUGUAUGUCCCCCUUCCUCCCUGGUGCCCGCGGACAGGAAGAGCGGCUUCAUCACGGUGGGGUACCGGGGAUCUUGCACAAGGGGCCGCGAGAACCAGACCGACGCUCGGUUCAGGCGUGUGCCCCGGAUUAUGAUCUGCGGCAGGGUGGCCCUCGCUAAGGAAGUGUUUGGGGAGACGCUGAACGAGAGCCGGGACCCCGAUAGAACCCCUGACCGGUACACCUCCAGGUUUUACCUCAAGUUUAAACACCUGGAGCGGUCUUUUGACAUGCUGUCGGAGUGUGGGUUCCAGAUGGUGGCCUGUAACUCAUCAGUCACCGCUUCUUAUGUCAGUCAGCAUACAGAAGACAAGCUUUGGGCCAGUUACACAGAAUACGUCUUUUACCGUGGUCUGUCCCGGUGGUCCUCCCCGCCCUGCGACUGCUGCUGCAAGGCCCACAAGGGCGACGGCGAGGGGGAGAGCGGCACCUCCUUCAACGACCUCUCCACCUCCAGCUCCGAGAGCCAAUCGGAGGCCGGCUCCCCGCAGGGCACGGUGGUCUGCCGCCCCAUCAGCCGCCCGCCGCACGGCCACGGCCACGGCCACUCCCACGUCCAGACCCUGGACCGGCCCCCUAAGAAGGGCCCCGUCCCCCUGGUCCAGCAGCAGUCGGAGCAGCGGCGCAAGAGCGACCUGCUGCGCACGCUGACCGCCAGCUCCCGGGACACCAGCUCCUGCAAGAAGCGGCCGCCCAAGGAGAAGCUGAGUGUGGAGGAGGAGCUGGAGAAGUGCAUCCAGGACUUCCACAAGAUCAAGAUCCCCGAGCGCUUCCCGGAGAGGAAGUACAACUGGCAGGCCGACCUGCUCCGGAAGUACCGCCUUUGA